Messenger RNA from Vespula pensylvanica (western yellowjacket), 3722 nucleotides. Its product is annotated as zinc finger protein 497-like. NCBI's taxonomy places the organism in Eukaryota, Metazoa, Arthropoda, Insecta, Hymenoptera, Vespidae. The transcript is spliced from 3 exons. Bases 444 to 2735 code for a protein of 763 amino acids. The record is from RefSeq and is a predicted model, not a curated record.
GACGGAUACGACCACGACGACGAUCACGACGACAACAGCAACAGCAACAACAACAACAGCAACAACGACGACGACGACGACGGAGGGAAAAGCUGACGUUAAUAAAAGUGUCGUUAAAGUCGUUGAUCAAGGCGGCAAACAGUUUCGCGUUUACGCGCGUCUUUUCGCGUUGCGUUUCGUUUGCGCCAAUCCCGCGACCGUCGCCGUGCAGGACGAGGACGAGGACGAGGAAGAUUCGAAGAACUGGAACGAGAACUACCGUCAACCGAUCCGAAGAUAUUUCCUCGUCGUCGAGAACGCGCCUACGUGCUAACGCGUUUCUCAUCGCUAAACAUUAUUAACUUUCUUUCUUUAUUAUUAUUAUUAUUAUUAUUAUUAUUAUUAUUAUUCUACGGUGUUGUGUGAGCCGCGAGCGCGCGCGCGCGCGCUAAAAAACAGUGUAAAUGGCGCUCUCAGCACAGAACCAGUCGACGUCCUACGUGAACUUGUACUACUCGAUCGUCCAGCGUGCGGCGACGCGAUACUUUAAGGAAUACUACAAUUCCGAUACUGGCGCGCCCUACGUAUUGUACAAGGACAACAUGGAGAGACCCCAAGGGCAAUGGGGCCCGGGGCCGGGAUCUCUCCAGGACGGGGGACUGUAUCCUCAACAACAACAACAACAACAGCAGCAGCAGCAACAACAGCAGCAGCAGCAACAACAACAACAGCAGCAGCAGCAGCAACAGCAGCAGCAGCAAGGUUCCUCCUCGUCCGGUAGUCCACAGCAGGCCUGUGGUCCUCCCGUCGAAGGAGAAAACGGUCCUCCGCCCUCGUUGGCCUCCCCCGUGCCCUCCCCUUAUCCCUCGGCACCUCCCGAGCCUCAAGCCUUAACCCCGGCCGAGGACGAUAUACAAUCUAAUCAAACCACCUCUCAGCAACAACAACAACAACAACAACAACAGCAGCAGCAGCAACAACAAACCCAACAACAACAACAACAGGUUCAACAACAGCAAGUCCAACAGCAACAACAGCAGCAGCAACAACAACAGCAGCAGCAACAAUCGCAACAGGACCAUUCGCCGCAGCAGCAAUUGACGCCACACGAGGUGGAUCGAAGCGAUUGCUUUCCAGGUGCCGGGGAACUCCAACAAUAUCCACAGCAUUAUUUCAAAGAGGCCAGGCCUCAUCCGUCACCGUCCGUACCGCCGCACAUGCUGACGCCAGGCGGUUUCUCGGCGUUACACUAUUUGAAGCAACCCGGGGUGAUGCUAACGUCCCUUGGUCAAGGAGACGGCGGACCCGGUGGCCUCGAGGCUCACCAGUACGCGAGCCCAGGUGCGCCAAACAUGGCGACCGGUCUACCCGAUAUCGUACAGCAAAGUGGGAAAACGUCGAAAGGCGCUAACAGCGACCUACGCCUCUUCAAAUGCCUCACCUGCGGCAAAGACUUUAAGCAAAAGUCGACUCUGCUACAGCACGAGCGGAUCCAUACGGACAGUCGGCCGUACGGGUGUCCAGAAUGCGGGAAGCGGUUCAGGCAGCAAUCGCAUCUGACGCAGCACCUGCGCAUACACGCGAACGAGAAGCCCUAUGCUUGCGUAUACUGCGAGCGUACGUUCCGACAGCGUGCCAUCCUCAACCAGCAUCUGCGCAUCCACUCGGGUGAGAAGCCAUACCAAUGUCCGGAGUGCGGAAAACACUUCCGUCAGAAGGCGAUCCUGAAUCAGCACGUCCGCACACACCAAGACGUGAGCCCGCAUCUCAUCUUCAAGAACGGGAUGACGCCGACGCUUUGGCCGCAAGACGUACCGUUUCCACCGGAGGAAGGCAAGGAGGAGGUAGCCUCGACCUUCGGCGACACGGACACGCAGUCGGGUGCGUUUAGUCCCGCGCCAGACGCGAAUUCCAUCCAGUAUCCGGCAUACUUCAAAGACCCGAAAGGCGGUAAUCACGCGGUGUUCGGUGCCGGUGGUUCGAGCAGUUUCGGCGCGCUACAAUAUAUAAAACAGCAAGGGGGUAGCAAGAGCUGCCUACCGGACGUGAUACAGCACGGUCGUUCCGCGGGAAUGCCUCUUUACGUUCGUUGUCCGAUCUGUCAGAAGGAGUUUAAGCAAAAGUCGACUCUCCUACAGCACGGUUGCAUACACAUCGAGUCGAGACCUUAUCCCUGUCCGGAAUGUGGCAAGAGGUUCAGGCAACAGUCCCACCUCACUCAGCACUUGCGCAUUCACACGAACGAAAAGCCGUACGGUUGCGUUUACUGCGGCCGUAAUUUCCGACAGCGUACUAUCCUUAAUCAGCAUCUGCGCAUUCACACAGGCGAGAAACCGUACAAGUGUCAACAGUGCGGCAAGGACUUUCGUCAAAAGGCGAUAUUGGAUCAGCAUACGCGUACACAUCAAGGCGACCGGCCGUUUUGCUGUCCAAUGCCAAACUGUAGGCGACGAUUCGCGACCGAGCCAGAGGUUAAGAAGCACAUCGACAACCAUAUGAAUCCGCACGCGGCCAAGGUGCGUAGGAACUCGAGCAGCGACGCGAAAGCACCCGGUACGCCUACCGGUUUAGGACCCGUGCCGGUACCGCGCGGCCUUACACCUACCGUUGUUAAGCCCGAGCUAUACUUUCCUCAGUGUUACGCGCCCGCGUUCAAUCAUCAGCCGCCGGUAUCGACUGCACAGUUCCCCGGUCAGACGAACGGGGUAUCCGUGGCUGGCGAGUUCAAACCACCUAGCGGACUGCCGCCCCAGUGACUAACCGUCCAUCCUGCCGCCUACUAGCAAGCAGGAAUACCGCUGACGUUUCAGCGAUCCUUUGCUCAUCGCUUCGAGGCCGGGCCAACCGCCGCCGUUGCCGCCGUCGCCGCCGUCGUCGCCACCGCCUCCACCACCAUUGCCACCACCUCAAACGUCACCACCUCCAACGACAGAUGCGGACAGCAGCAGCUGAUUCAGUAACGCAUUCUCUACGAUCUCUACGAUCUUUUACGAUCCUCUUCCUCGACUUGUUCGGCAAACCUACCUUACCCGCCUACCGACCUACCUACAAUACUUACUUACUUACUUACUACCUAUCUGUCACUUAUCGCCUUUCCUUUCGAAACCGACGACGCUCGGUCAAACGGAAGAAAGAUUAUCAGCGAUAACAUACUCUCGUCUCUUCCUCCGUACGUAUUUUUUAUAUCGUUCGAUCGACGGCUCUCGCCUUUCUUUCCUUCCUAUGGCGCUCAUACUGUCCGAUCGUUUUAAACUCGUGGGAUAAACGGCUCGAGUACAUGUUCGAUUAUCGAUUCCUCAACGUCGAUAUUUUACUUGUCUAUAUUUCAAGGAGAAAUAUAGAAAGAGAAACAGCCAGAGAGAGAAAGAACAAGAGAGAGAGAGAGAGAGAGGAACAGAAAUUGGCGGGCAUUUCUGCAAAAGCAAGAAAGGAUUACACGACCACGAGACUAGUACAUACCUACGUCUCUUGUACAUAUGUAUGUAAAAGCCGUUUUUCUUUAAAGGAAGAAAGGAGAGAGGAGGAGACAGAGAAAGGGAGAGAGAGAGAGAGACAGAGAGAGAGACAGAGAGAGAGAGAGAGAGAGAGAGAGCAAAAUCACGCAACCAGAAAAAAUAUGCGUAUUCGGUAACGCGAACUUAGCAUGAUUGCGAUACAGUGCAAAAAACGAGAAUUCAAGAGGACCUGUUAGGAGAAAGAAAGAUAGAGAGAUAGAGAGAGAGAGAGAGAGAGAGAGAGAGAGA